Achroia grisella is the source of this 796-nucleotide messenger RNA. RefSeq names its product transmembrane emp24 domain-containing protein 7 (gene p24-1). Bases 110 to 742 code for a protein of 210 amino acids. The record is from RefSeq and is a predicted model, not a curated record. Gene Ontology annotation, cellular component: endoplasmic reticulum-Golgi intermediate compartment; COPII-coated ER to Golgi transport vesicle; endoplasmic reticulum. The transcript has 4 exons. Gene Ontology annotation, biological process: intracellular protein transport; endoplasmic reticulum to Golgi vesicle-mediated transport; Golgi organization. Lineage: Eukaryota; Metazoa; Arthropoda; Insecta; Lepidoptera; Pyralidae.
GUCAGUCACUACCAGUGUCACUCUUAGUCUCUGUUGUCUGUGUAUUGUUCUAUUUAUCUAUAUAAAAUACGUAUUAAUUUUUAUCCUAUAGGAUUAUUUUUUAGAAAAAAUGACUGUUUCCCCAAUUCUAAUUGCGGUCUUGUUUACCAUAAUUAAUGGAAUUCUCGGCAAAAGUGUUGAGCUGACAUUUGAAUUGCCCGAUAGUGCUGUAGAAUGUUUUUAUGAACAAAUUGAAAAAAACACCUCUGCUGCUUUGGAAUAUCAGGUGAUUACCGGUGGCCAAUAUGAUGUAGAUGUAAAAGUGGAAGGACCCAAUAAGCAGAUAAUAUACCAACAACAAAAAAUGCAAUAUGACUCACAUCAAUUCACAGCUCAACAAACAGGUGUAUACAAAGUUUGUUUUAGCAAUGAAUUCAGUACUUUCUCCCACAAACUUGUAUAUAUGGAAUUGAAUGUGGGACCAGAGAAAGCCCUUCCAGGAGUUGGAGAUCAUGCAACUGUCCUUACCCAGUUGGAGACAUCUGCAAAUGAUAUUCACUUAGCAUUAAACCAAAUUAUUGAUCAUCAAACUCACCACAGAUUACGUGAAGCUCAGAGCCGGAAAAGAGCUGAAGAUCUCAAUGAGAGAGUGUUUUGGUGGUCCAUGGGAGAGACUUUUGCAAUUUUGUGUGUGGCUCUCGCUCAAGUUAUGAUUUUGAAAAACUUCUUUAGUGACAAACCUACAUUAUACAGUCGAAUGUAAAAUUAGUUAGUACAAUAGCAUAUUUAAUUUCAUUAAAAAUAUUUUGUGGCAUUA